Molecule: messenger RNA, 14020 nt
Organism: Pocillopora meandrina
Lineage: Eukaryota; Metazoa; Cnidaria; Anthozoa; Scleractinia; Pocilloporidae
Source: the annotation of a GenBank genome assembly
AUGUUUGUUAUAUUCAUCAACUGCGUCACAUUAGCGAUGUAUAAUCCGCUGGAUAAGGACUGCAGAUCUACUCGGUGCCAAGUUCUGGAAAAAGUGGAAAUCGUGAUAUUUUCUUUCUUUUCGGCUGAGAUGAUAAUAAAGAUGAUAGCGAUGGGUGUUACUGGCAAGAAAGGUUACUUGCAGGACAAAUGGAAUCGCCUGGACUGCUUCAUUGUGAUCAUUGGGUAAGGGCCUAGUAGCGAGAGUGAGGAAAGGCUUGAUCACGUGAAAUAUAUACGACGCGGGGGCCUAAUGACUAGCGCUCAGGACUCUGGGUCGAGAGGGCUUGGUUCGAGGCCUAGCCUGGUCGAUGAUUUGUGUGCUUGGACAAAAUAGUUUAUUCUCACAGUACCUCUCUCUACCCAGGAGUAUGAAUGGAUAGCGGUGAAUUGUCGGGGAAACCUACUGACAUGCAGGUGUUACCUUGCAUCUUACGUCUCAUCCAGCGGGGAGUUGUGAUACUCCUGGUCGGGAUAAGGUCCGGCUGGGUUGGCCACUUGGCUAAAGAACAGACUCAACCCUGACAUGGGAUACAUUUAAAAUACGAAAACGUGAUUUUCUUGAGCCUGUUUUCGUGUGCGUUCUCAUUCUAUCAGAUUUAAUAAUCUCGAUCAUUAAACUCAACCAUGACAAUCUAUGCUCUUUUCUUCAGGGUGAUCGAGAAAGCCGUCCGAGUCAAUGGGAAUUAUCUUACAAUUAUUCGAGCCUUUAGAGUUCUGAGACCUCUUCGAGCUAUCAACAAAGUUCCAAGUAUGUGAAACAUAUUAAAGUGAAAGAAGUUUUCCAUUGAUCAGUAGAUAAACAGAUAAAUAAAUAAAUAAAUAAGCGAUCUUCAUCUAAUAUUUUAUCAGUUUGAUGAUGUCAGUUCAUUACUGAACCUUUAAAAAAAAUGUUACCUAAUGGACGAGGCUUGAGCGAGAACGUUUUUUCAAGGAGUCUCUUUAUAAACAUACCAUGACAGCUUAAAAAGUAUUUUCUAUUUUGCAGGUAUCCGGAUCUUGGUGACUCUCCUUCUUGAUACUCUUCCAAUGCUGGGGAAUGUUCUUCUGUUGUCCUUUCUAAUUUUUUUUGUGUUCGGGAUCAUUGGAGUGCAGUUAUGGCAGGGAAAACUGAGAAACAGAUGCUUCACUAAAUUGCCUGAGAAUUCAACUUUUUUUACGAGGUAAGCUGCUUCGUUUCUAUCGUAGCCUGGGCCGUAGACUUUUCCAGAUCCGUUAAAAAAUGCAAUUUUAAAAAUUUAGCGUCACAUUUUGUAGCACUUCCGUAAAGAUACCGGCCUUCAGAUUAGAAAUGCUGAUUAGUAAUGCGAGUAACGACCACAGGGAACCCAUGCAGAUGGUAUUCAUUUCAGUUUACAAUCGGAAUGCAAAGAAAUCAGGAUCUGAUUGAAUGCAAAGCCACAAACAACUUACUGAAUCUAUCAUCUUUUCAGAUUUAAUCAGUCGCAAUUUUACCAACCAUCGUUCAGUAAUCCAGAUUUCGUCUGCGCCACUCCAGAAGAUGACGGAACCCGUUUGUGUUCUGAUAUACCAAAAGAAGAACGUGUGUCCACGGAAUGCCCUAAUUCGUUUGGGAACUUCUCAGCUGCGAAUAAUUCAGUCCCUUUCAACUGGAAUCAGUGUUACAGCGUCUGUAAACCGAGCGAUCAAAAUCCAUUCUAUAACACAACAUCGUUUGAUAAUAUCGGUAUUGCAUGGAUCGCCAUAUUUCAGGUAAAAAGGAUCUACCAAAACGACAUACAUUGAAAUUGAGUCAUUUUUCCGAGCGAAUUAACGUAUUCAAAUCGAGCGGCUCAAGUCGUGAUUGAAGGUGAUGGAAAUAUUUGACAUAACCCCGAAUUAUAACAGUGGCCAAUAGUGCACAGGGGAGCCAUAUAUUUGAAGCAGCCUAUAUAAUUAAAAAUAAUCGUUGAAACCGGCCUAAAGUGUGCGAAAGGGUGGGCAACGAGGGCGUGAUUGUUCCUUGUUUAAUAUCUGCUUGGUGUGGUUUCUUAUUGCCCUAUACUCACCGAGGUUGGAUGCAUCAUUUAAGGUAUACAACUUGAUUUGAUGUCAACAGGUGAUCACUUUGGAGGGAUGGUCAGAUAUCAUGUAUUUUGUCCAAGAUGCUCACAGCUUUUGGAACUGGAUCUAUUUUGUUGUCCUCAUAGUGGUAAGAGAAAGAUUGUUACGAAAAUAUCAGACUUGGAUAAUCAUGCUUUCCUAUUUUAUUCCUUCUUGUCUCUCACCAACUACCCUCGCUCUCCCUUCUCUCUCCCUUCUCUCCAUCUUUGUCUUCAUCCCGGUCUUUCUCUUACCCUGCCUGCUUCCCUCAGUCUCCAUAUAUUUCCGCUCUUCCCUUUCAACUUCCUUUACUCCAUACGAUAUAUUAGGUGAUGAAGCAAACGAAAGGCACAGUUCACGGACCUAGUUAAUGCAUUUUUGUUAUUCUCCUCAUUUACAGAUGGGCUCAUUCUUCCUUGUUAACUUGUGCCUGGUCGUGAUCACCAUGCAGUUCCAAGAAACCAAAGCACGUGAGAUAGAACUGAUGGAAAACAGCAAAGGCGAGCUACCACUUGAGCCAACAAAGCUGCUAAAAACCUUAAUAAAGUAUAUACAAUCUUUUUGCAGUUUCAAACCGCAGGAAAAAGAAGAGGUCCAUCACCAUCAUCACCACUAUUUUCAUCAUCAUCAUUUCCACCAUCAUUUGUACAAUUGCUUUGUUCCGGCCUCUCCAGUUGUUUGCACCGAUCACGAGGCCGCGUCAGGUGAUACCAGCUUUUUCCCUUAUGGGACCAGCCUUCCAAAAAUUCAGGUUGAGGGGAGAGAAACGAUCUGUUCUCACUCUAGUGUCGAAGAAUCUCCGGUAUUCCAAGAUUUCCUUGCACCACCUUUAACUAGACAAUCUUCCAGAAGAAGUUCCAGAACCUCUAUCUGUUCGCAUACACUUUCAAUUCACGCUGAAACGUCCUCAGCUGUUUCCAUCGAUGAAAUUGUGACACAAGCGAAGACGAGCGUAACGUUAAAUAUUCCUUCAUCACCAACAGCAACUUUCUUCGCGCUCUCGUCAGGCAACAGUGCAAGCAGGAAAAAUUCAACUCAAUCUAGAAAAAGUGAAUUUUCCGCGUCCACGCUGGUGUCAGCAGAAAUUAAUCCACAUCAUGCGCGCACAAGUACACCAGAGGGUGAAGACGUUUCUUCAAAGGCAUACAAAGAAGCCACCAAAUCUUCACUUCAGCAGAAAGAUGAAGAGCUCUUUAAAUAUCGUCGAUUUAGCCAGCCUGCACAUGCCAAGUUAGCUCGCACCCCAUCAUCCAAACGUUUGGACACCAGAGAACCUGAUUAUUACAGAGAGAAUGAAGCAAACUCGGAAAUUGUAAAAUUUGAUGCUAAGUCUUCGUUAGAAAGCGACUUAGAGAAAAGCGACGCGAACAAGGACCCAACAUCAAAGGAUUUGGUUAAGGUCGGGCAAGUCGAUGAUUGCCAAAUCGGUGAUGCAGUAAAUACAACUCUCAAAAGACCUUCAUUACAACGCCGUAAUAUUUCUGCACAGAAUGAAGAUGACAUGUUCGAAAGCCUGUUUAACUUAGGAAAAAGUGCGACUUAUGAUGUGACAGGAAACCGUAGUGCAUGGCAAAGGCUAAGAACCUUCUGUAGAAAUAUAAUCGAGAGUAAACAGUUUAAUUUUUUUAUCAUGGGCGCCAUUUUGUUGAACAUGAUUUGUAUGGGCCUUGAGCAUUACCAGCAGGUAAGAGUUAAGAAGUCAAAAUCUGUUCGAAUAGAGGGUCAAGAGAGAUUAGUUUACAUGAUUUUCUUUAUAGCUGACAUUGCUUAGUGAAACUCACAUAUAACUUCUCUCGUUAUAUCUUACAGCCUGAAGGACUAACCCUUGCCCUAGAGACCAUAAACAUCAUUUUUGUAUCCAUUUUUGGAAUGGAAGUGGUUAUUAAGUUGCUUGGUUAUGGUUUGACCACAUAUCUUAGCGAGGGUCAGAAUGUGUUUGAUGGACUCAUCGUUAUCGUUAGGUACACGAAGUUACAUAAAAAUAGAACAAAACUGUGUCUUCUUCGUUAAAUAUAUCCACGAUCUCUUUAUCGUAUCAGAACUGGGGCAAUUCUGACAAUAUAAAAAUCUUUAAGUUUUACUUUUACUGAUAAUUUUGCAGUGUCUGUGAAAUCCUACUCACCAAGAAAGAUUCCUCCCUUUCAAUAUUCCGAAGUAUACGGUUACUCCGGAUCUUCAAGCUCGUCAGACCAGUUCGAUACCAAUUGCUGGUUGUCGUCAAAACUAUGACGAGUGUAAUGACGUUUUUCGGAUUACUGUUUCUCUUCAUAUUCGCAUUUGCUAUCCUUGGGAUGAACUUGUUCGGUGGAAAGUUCAUAUUCAAGAACGCCGAGGGAAAGGAAGUAACCUCCCGAAGUAAUUUUGACAACUUUUUGUGGGCUAUGGUAUCCGUGUUUCAGGUACGUUUAGUCUUUAUGUAAAAAAAAAAAAUUCAUUCGCAGGAUAAAAAAUAUUACUAUCAGUUGAUUAGGUUUAUUAAAGGCUUUUGUUAAAGACAACGGAGUUUAUGUUCUGAAAGGCGUUGUUGUCAUUGUUGUUGUUUACUCGCCCAGGAUUCUUAGAUACAUGAAAAACUGAAUUUUCUCUUGAAACAGAUCCUUACUCAAGAGAACUGGAAUCUCGUAAUGAAUGACGGGAUGCGUGCCACGAGCCAAUGGGCAGCCUUGUAUUUCAUCGCACUGAUGGCUAUCGGGUACUAUGUAUUAUUUAACCUACUGGUCGCUAUCCUCGUGGAAGGAUUCACAAAUCCUGGGGUAAAUUAGUGGAACUGAGUUUAUUUUUUAGGAUAUUAACAGUAGCAGUUAAAGUUAACAAUGGCAUUUUUGACAGCUUCAUCACACAGGAUUAGAUAGCGACAGAUGUCUAGAUUUACAAUAUUUCUCGCUCUGAACAUUGCUGCUCAUAACAGCAAGCUAACCAACGAAUCCUGUUAAGCUCUGGCGGCGCAUUCGACUCCAUAAUCGGUAGAUCUUGGGCAAUCGUUUCUUUUGAAGGGCCCCAGGAUAGAGUGCUUUAUUCCAUUCUUCAAUACAUUUGUUUUCAACGCAUCCAUCGAAACACAAGUAAAUUUUACUUGACUCAUUAGCUUGACUCAAUGCAUUUUCCUCCAGAAAGGUAAAACUACUCCAAAGAACAAACAAGAAGUAUCAGACAACAAAGAUACACCCAAAACAGCCGUUAAAGAAGUUGAAAAGCCUCACAUUUUGAUCUCUAGUAAAGAUUCUGAGGAACCUUGCCCCGGACAUUAUCACCAGGAACCAAUUCCAGAAUUCUGCAGUCAUGGCUUGAGAAAUGCUUUGGGGACGACAUUUCAACUGAGUUCGAACUACACACCGAGCCUCACGUUAGAAACGUUGGAGCCAUUACAGGAGAAGAGAUCCCCAACUGCUUCGCAGCCAACGGAAGCGAACAUGACCAUGCCACAAUUAAAGCGUAUGCGUCAGGCGUCAGCGUCAAUUAUACGAAAAACUGAGCAAAAAGCUCAUAGGGCGAACUGGAGUUAUGACGAACCCAACUUCUCGGCGCAAAAUAGAGGCUUCCUUAGUGAAGAUAGUGAAACCAGAGGCAAAUUAAAUCUUGAGGUCUCUGAAAGAGAGAUGAGCAACAAAGCUUGUGGUAAAACACUCGAAGAAAUUGUCUCUCCGACCAUAGCAAACAGUAUGUCGUUUCCUAAUCAAUUGGAAGGACCAACAACGUCUCGAUCUCGACCUGAGUCACCCCAGAUGAUCUUUCAAAACAAAAGCAGCGAUGAGAUGUACCAACUGCGGGAAUGUCAUCUUUCCGAAACUCAGGUACUACCAAGCGAUCUUUCUGGAGUUUGAAGUUAGCCAUAUAUUAAGAAACCACGUCUUUGCAUUUUGGCCUUGAAAAUGUUGUUUGGGACGUGAAAGAGAUUGGAAAGUCACUAUCAGAAAACCUUGACCAGAUCAGUUAUAACUCAAUGUCAACUCUAUCGAACUCCUUUACUUGAUCAUGUUUUAUUGGCAUGAAAAUGAGUAUGUUAUUUGCACACUGUCGAUGAUAAACAUUUUAGGGGCAGUCCAUUUCGUAUGUGUUUAACCUUAAAUUAUCUUUCUCUUGGUAGAAGAAGAGUUCAAGGAAAGUUAUCAAGAUAACAGACAAAAGAUCUGACUGGUCUCUUUUUCUAUUCUCCCCCUCAAAUAGGUAAGCUGCUUUUUCACUUAUUGGCUUUGAUUUCUCCAAUUCGACGUGGUAUUUCUAUAAAACGUUUUAAAGUACAUCGGGAAAAGCAGACAUAGUUUGAUGCUACUCUGGUUUAAAGAUUUAAUGUAUGUAACCGUGGUGUUACAAUUCAUAAGGUCUAUGAAUUGUAACUUUACGGUUAUAUUGAUUAAACCUUUAAACCAGAGAAGCAUCAAACCAUGUCUGACUGUCCACCUGGUUGCCUUGUAAACUUUAUCAUAUCUUACCGGGAAACAAUUCUAAGAAAAGGCCCUAUCGCGAACGCUUUCAAGCCGCAAACGGAAUACAGACUUGCGUAUGAAUUAAAGAUUAAGCUGACUUCGUCAACGAAUUUAAACUCCUUCGACUUCUCUGAGUUUUAUGAUUCGCCACUAGAAAGAAAUUAUUUAAAAUAAUUAUCAAAUGCCUGCAAAAACUUUCCUAAACAGAUCACACUUCUGGAUAUCUACGAUGAUCGGUUAUUUACUGCAUUAUCACUAGAUAAAGCCAUCUCUGUUUUCCUUCCUUAUCAGCUUGCGCCGCACCGUAACAGGUGUGUGUGAACACAAGUAUUUUGACUACGUAGUUCUAGUUUUUAUCUUGAUAAGCUGUGUGGUCCUGGCACUAGAGGAGCCUAACAUUCCACGAGAUAGUAAGGUAAGCUUUGGUGACUUGACUCAACAACAUUUUGUGACCAUUCUAACUUUCCACCAACAAAAUAGCAGCCGCCUUCAUACCACUUCGAGUAACAUUUAUUAAUUCCAGUGAAUAUUCAUUUGGUUCGUUAUCUUUUAAUUUAUCAAGAUUUUCAAUUUAUUUUCAGAAGCGUCAAAUAAUCGACAUCGCGAUGCUUAUAUUAACAGUCAUCUUCACCAUUGAAAUGUCAAUGAAGGUACGUUUUUUGAUUAAGAUUCAUGGUGUCAAUUGAUAUGUAAUCGAUGAUGGGUAGUCCGGCUUGAAUCGUUCGCAAAAGUUCACCCACUCACUCACUCACUCACUCACUCAUACUCGUUUUGCCCGUCAAAUUCCUUUGGGAACCGUCCAAAAUAAAGCCUGUCAAGUAAGUAAACCUGAAAAUUAUACAAUGUAAACCUGAAAAUUAUAUCGCAUAGAUCAUAGCCCAGGGCUUUCUUCUGGGGCCUGGUACUUACCUAAAGGACAGUUGGAAUAUCCUGGAUGGCAUACUUGUACUUUUCUCAUGGAUUGACGUCAUCAUUACGUACAGCCCCGCCAAUGCACCGGAAGUACUUGGAGCUCUCAAAGUCUUCCGGGCGUUAAGGACUCUGAGACCUCUGAGGUAAGUCUGUUCAUUCCAUUGGAAGGCACUUUACUCAAUAGGCAGAACGUUCAGGAAGACACGGUCUGUGAAAGGGGCCAUUUUAUAGGCCAACAGUACAUAGGAAGGUAGGGAUUUCUCUGGGUGAGGUAUGGAAAAGGGUAACGAAAACUGCAAUCCUCUUUCUUAAACGGGUGUAAUGGGAGAUUUAAGAUAAUGCCUCGGAGAAACCUCGCUUAAUCUUUUUUUUUUCCUUUAAGAGUAAAAGGUAUCUGAGGGAUGAAAUGUUUUACCGUAGGUACACAGACCUGAUUUCAAUUUUGUAUGGAAUGUUUGCUUGUCUUACACUUACUUACAAGUGGAACAUAAAAGGUUGCGGAACCCACUGCGUAUAAUCUCUGCGUAAAAUUCAUAAAUAACCCAGCUGAAAAGGGUAUCUGUUACAGCGAAAACUGCUUUGGAUACCGUGGCUGAUACACCGCGGAUGUAGAAGGUUCCUUUACAUCGCUGAUAGAACUUAGGCUUGGGAACGAAACAAAUGACAUAAGCGCGAAUAAAUUUCAUCUUCAUUGAUGACCUCUUUCCAAUAUAUCAGGAUGAUUCGCCGAGCUCCAGGGCUUAAGCUGGUCGUUCAAACUCUGUUAUUCUCCUUGAAGCCGAUUGGAAACACUGUCCUAAUAGCUGCCAUUUUCUUCGUAAUGUUUGGAAUCUUAGGAGUCCAGGUAAGAGUAGUUUUUUUUAGGAACAAAUUCUUCGUUUUCCAUAGUUUCUCGUAAUGAUAUGACUGUCGAACUUUCCUAAAAAUCUAUCUUUGGGAUACAGUUUUUCCUUUCACAUGCUCAACCAAGAUACUUUUAAGCAGUCCUUUACGAUGCGAUGUUAUUUCAUAGUAACAUUUUACACACAGGGUAGAAAGGUUAAGAGUUUAAGUGGAAUAAUAUUUUUCUUGUUUUAUUUUCUUUCUUCAGAUUUUUAAGGGAAGGUUUUAUUAUUGCGAUGGAGACAGUGAGGUGAAGAACAAGGAAGAAUGCUCGGCAAGAGGGCAAGGGGUCUGGAAAAAUCGCAUGUACAACUUUGACAACCUACUAAAUGUAAGUAUUCACUUAAAUCAUUCUUAGUUUUUCGGAAUAUCGGUUCCCCACGAGUAAAACAUUGAGAGUUGGUAAUGUUAAAUGUUGAUUGCCAAUCGUAGCAGAAUAUCAAACCGAUUAACCAUGAGAUCUUUACCUAAUCACACACGAUGCAUGGUUUUAGUCAAGUGUACAAUUUAAUAAUCUGGUGAAUAAAGUGAAACAUUUUGUUUUCAAUUGAAAGUCGUUCUAACCGUUCUCUAAUUUAUAGGCACUGAUAUCCCUUUUCGUGUUUUCCACACGGGAUGGAUGGGUAGAAAUUAUGCACCAUGGUAUCGAUGCCGUUGGAUACGACCAACAGGUGUAGUAUUUGUUAACAAGCCUGAGGCUAUCUACAGGCCUUGAGUGAUAACAUCCGAGGCGUGUAGUGCCGGUCUUAUGCAAGUCAUGCAAUUUGUCCGAUACUUACUCAUUCGUCGAGAUGGAAUGAAUAUCUGUCACCUUAAAGGAAGCUUGUCUAGUCCAAAGGCACGACAUUACGCUUCAGGAACCUAUUCCAGUUACGAAAUUAAUUCCAAAAAACCCCAAUAAUCUGUUUACUACAUGUACCCAAGGUUUAAAAUUUCAUUUUCCUAUACACAUUCUUGGCUCGGUAAACAUAGGGAGGGGGAGGUGUGUCUGAAAUUUUUUUGUUGUUCUUUAUAUUAGACGAAUUUUUCUUUUUCAGCCCAUCAAGAAUUACCGCGAAUGGAGACUAGCAUAUUUCAUUCCCUUCCUGAUGUUGGGAGGUUUUCUUGUUCUUAACAUGAUUGUGGGGGUCGUUGUGGAGAAUUUUCAGCGUUGUCGAGAAAGACUAGAGGACGAAGAAAAGCAGAGAGGACGAAGAAAAUUGCUCGAGAAGGCGAGAGAGAAGAACCAAGAAGGUAAAUUUAACUUCUUCUUUUGGUGGCCUUGACAAAUGUUAGGAGUAUUUAUCAUUUCUCUUCAAUCAACGAUCCUCCGUGUUUUAGUCUGUCCGUCUAUCCUAGUCCUGAUCCUGGGCCCUUCUUUCAUGCACCACAUUAAGUCUUUAAUUCAUGAUUCAUUCACUCACACAUUUCGUCUGUCUUUUUGUUGGUCUGUCCGUCCGUCAGUCGAUCACUGAAUCAGUCAGUCAGUCAGUCAGUCAGUCAGUUAGUCGAUCAGUCAGUCAGUAAGUGCGUCAGUCAGUCAGUCAGUUAGUCGAUCAGUCUGUCAGUCAGUGCGUCAGUCAGUUAGUCCGUCAGUCAGUCAGUCAGGCCAUCAGUCAGUCAGUCCGUCUGUCAGUCAGUCAGUUCGUCAGUCAGGCAGUUGGUCUGUCAGUCACUGAGUCAGUCAGACUGAACCCAUGCAAUUCAUCAGUGGUCAUUCAGAAACACAAGUUGUACAGUAACUGAUUUUUUUUAUUUUUCUGAAUCUUACAUCAUUUAUAGAAGUUGACCGAACAUAUUAUGAGAGUUACAGUCCUUGGCGACGUCAUAUUCAUGACAUGUGUCUUCAUCUGUACUGGGAUGUGGCCAUCGCCAUUGUGAUUUGUUUAAAUGUCCUCUGCAUGUCCCUCGAACAUUACCAGAUGUCCGAGGUGAGAAAUAUCAGGAACCUGGCUUACUUUUCCUUAUCUCUUUUCAUAUAUUUAUUAUAAUGAUCGUUCUGAACUAUAUAUCAUUCAUCAAAGAAAUCCUUUACCCUUGUUUGCAACCUGGUAGUCUUCGAUCAGACUGAAAAAACUUCCAUAUCGACUCUUAGAGAUGAAAAACGGAUGACGGUUUAAUCUUAAACUCUUGUUACUCGUCUCGCGAAGCAAGCUGAAUAGUUUUAUCUCAUGACAGUUUAGAUGACUGUGUUUAUUUCGUAUUUUCGCAUUUCAACGUCUUACACUUGCACCAAAUUUCGGCAAAAGACCACCGCUAAGGCCAGUUCUUCCUGGAGAAGAUGUUAAUGAUAUAUUUAUUAGCAUAUCCAGGUUUUGAUUUUUAUCCGAUUUGUGGGUUUGUGGAACGCUUGGGAACAUCUUUUUAUCGAUACAUGCCCGCUAUAGACCUGUAUAUUAUCGUUAAUGACAUCCCCAUAUGAUUUUCAUUUUCAGGUGUUUGACACUUUUGUGAAUACCGCAAACUAUUUUUUCGCUUCCGUGUUUGUGCUAGAGGUGAUAUUUAAAUUUAUCGCCUUUGGAUUCGUGCGAUAUUUUAAGGAUCGGUAAGUGUAGUUUCCUCGUGUGCAGGUAUCAGCCAUGUUUAAUUUUUUUGUUCCGGUUUUGUUCACUAAGAAACGGAAACCUUCAGAGGGUCUCAAUGAGUUGACGAUAAGAGAAUGUCGAUUGAUAUUCUCUUGGUUGAUGGCUUUUACGACUAACGGUUAAAAUUUUUCAAUUUUUAUGCCUAACAGUUAAACUUUUUAGCCGUCUUACAACUAACAGUGAACCAUAUUGAUAUUCUCCCCUCAUCUUUUACGACGCCAAUUUGGAAGCUUAUCUCAUGAGGGAGCACUAAACGACCAAAUCAAUUUUAGCGUAUAUGUGACGUGUUCCUUGUUUUUGAUAAACUUCACUGAUUGAAUCCGCAGGUGGAAUAUCAUUGACUUAGUUAUUGUGCUUAUUACAUUGACCGGAAUACUUAUCUAUUCCUUGAGCACCAUAAAAGCCACGGUGCCGAUCAAUCCCACUGUUGCACGAUCUCUGAGAGUACUACGAAUUAUCCGAGGUUUGUACAAGUUUUACCGAGCUUUAUCAAUUAAUUUGUCACUCAAAUGCAACAUUUCAGGGUUUUUUUUUUUACUAGAAUCACUGAAUCUACCUCUCCCUCCUAGAAGAGGUGACCUUUGAGAAUUGGACAUAAGUGAUCUCAGUCCCACUCCCAGGUUUUUUUUGGGAUUCCCAAACAGAGAAGAACAAAAAAACUUCGCGGUCGACUUUUUCCCUCUUCAGGACCCCUCUGUGAUCCUUUGCAAUGAUUUUUCUUUCACCACUUAUGCUAUGCUGAAUUUAUUAUUUGUCCCAAUCGACAAAUGCAUACACACUCCACCAAGUAACAGAUGACUCGGGAAAUGGUUUUCAAGGUUCUGAAUCAGUGGAUGUCAAAGUUCGGUUAAACUAUUUCAUGCACACAGCCCACUAGCAUCACUUAAUGUUCUGCUUUAAUUUGCCUUCAUUUCAGUGCUCAAGCUCGUAAAACUAGCAAAGGGAGUCCGCUCGCUGCUGGACACCUUGUUCGAGGCUCUUCCUCAGGUUAGCACAAAGAUUAUCAACUAUGAUUCUUAGCGUUAUGUCUGAAGACAGCCAAUUAAUCAGCACAUUUAAUUACUUCGUAAUCAUUGUACUAUGAUAAUAUUUCUGCAUUAAGACUGACCUCAUUUCAAUGACAAUGUUACCUUUCUUGUCAAGAAGUUCGUGUUCCUAUCUGCUUACGAACGUUUAGCGGAAUAAGUACGAAAUUAUUCCUUUCAUUAUUUUUCUUAUUUUCCUCCAGGUCGCAAACCUUGGGCUGUUGUUCCUGCUUUUAUUUUUUAUCUAUGCCUGUUUAGGUAUCCAACUAUUUGGAACAUUAGGUGAGGAAAUAAUUCAUCCAAAUUUCUAUCUUACAACAUUUAGCAUACGGUGCUUUCUAUCGCCAAUAACAAAGAGAACAAGGUACAAAUUAAUUUGUUUUCUUCGCAAAAGCCGUUUAUUAAAUGAUUCGGAAUAAAACUCAGUCUGAAAGCGAACCUUUCGUAAAUUUUUUUAUACGUGAAAAGCUCAAGUGAAGUUUUCCGUCCGUUUUACAGAGUGCACUCCCUCACAGCCUUGCCAAGGACUCGGUCCGCGUGCACACUUCAAGGAUUUUGGAACUGCAAUGCUGACUUUAUUUAGGAUAGCAACAGGAGAUAAUUGGAAUGGAAUAUUAGAGGUAAAGGAAACAAAUAAUUUGCAAAUAACACAUUAGUUUCUAAAAAGGUGAUGCGUGUAUCUGACUGAAACAGAGUCAUAUCACUUUCCACUUUGUGUUUAUGAAGCUAAGCAAGCAGGCCCUCAUUAUUAGCAGCGCUUCGGUUAGAGCAUUUCUUCGCCCGCGGGAAAGUAUGAGGAGGAGGCGAGCGGUCUGCAAGGAGUUCAGGGGUCUAUUAGAGCCAGACCCCUGACAAACAUCUCCCCGAUUCGUCUCAAAUUUUUCCGGGGGCAGAAAAAUUAACGCGCGUUCCUGCAGCGCUGACGAUGAGGAACUGCUAGAAAUGUGUAGUGUAAAGGAUAAAAAGGAUUCGGCUGAAUUUAAACACCAGAUUUGCCCAGAACUUAAUUUCUGAAUUAUUUCUCUUUUAAGGACACUUUACGACUGAAUUGUUCCGAGUCUGCAGAAUGUGAAAAGUGCUGUUUUGUUAGCCAUUGCAUAGCGUCGCUGUUCUUUGUGACGUUCGUGCUGGUGGCGCAGUUUGUACUGAUCAACGUUGUCAUAGCUGUUCUUAUGAAGCAUCUGAAAGAAUCUAAGGAAAAGAUUGCGGCAAAUAUGGCCGCUAAGGACUUGGAGAAGAAAUUGAAACUUCUGACUACAACAGCGAAGAAUUUCAUCCUGGCUAAAGCUAAGAGAAAUGAUCUGUCUAUCUCAAGGCGACAUUCCGUAGUACAGCUCGGCUUAGGAGGAAUAGAACUGACUCAGCUCAAACAUUGUACCCCUACCAAAAAUAUUGAUUCGUCUUUUCGCGCAGAGUUUGCCAAGGCCGAUACAAUUUUCCAGGAAUUUUUGCUUUUACAUGAAAAUCUGCAAAAAGUGAAAAUGACGAUCUGCCGCACUGCGUCACACAACAUUGAGGUCACGCCAACUCCUGUCACGCCAUCUCUUCGUCAAAGACGAAAUAGUUUCUGCGGGGUUAGAGAGCUUCACGACUCAAAACCUAAUUUAGCGAAAUUUACUGUAUAUAAAUCUGGAGCCAAGCUUUAACCUUAUACUGGUUUGUAUUUGUAAUGAAGAAAGUGUUACACGCAGGAUAGACUAAAGUUCUUUAACCUUCUCUGUGUAUCACUGUCAAAAAUAAGUUAUUCAUUUUUCGAGGAAAAAAUAUUUAAUUCUUGUCAGGACAAAGAUUAAAUCGCCAAAAAGAUAUCUUAAGAAUGUAUAAUAGAAUUAUAAGGUGAAAAAAAAUUUAAAACACGCUAUUUUUACAAAUUCUUAUGUAACUGAGAGUGUUUUAUUAUUAUAUGUACAUAAAUCGAUAGGCUGUGUAUAUAAUUGGAAUACACAUAAAUAAAGUGACAAGCAGGCUCUUCUAGUUAAGCAACCAGGCCUUUUGUUUUGUUUAGACUCCCUCGAGGAUGACGGGAAUUAGCGAAACAUAUCGUGGGCGUGGCUCAAAUGUCUUCGAUAUUCAACAAAUUUUGGCCUAUUUUCGUACAAAGAAAUUAUCUGGAAUAAUAACGAUUCAUUCGA